UUUCCUUUCCAACAAUCCCAUUACUUCUUGCCUUUUGGCCCGUCGGUCUUGUUUGAGUUUUAUUUAUUUGUUAACGUAAUAGGACGUCUUCUAUCCCGUCAAAAUGGUGAGUUUUAUCCUAAUUUAUCUAAUUAAUCUCGUAAUGAAAAGUACAAUUUCUUACAAUAUCGUAUAAUUCUAUGUAUGUUAUGUCCGUAAUACCUUAGGAUUUUAUACUUGGUCGGCUUGUAUUUAUUAUUGAGUAAUCAAAACAUUCGUAAAUUUAAUGUUUAUGAUUGUUAAUUCUUCUUCGCCGUCAUUCUAAUUAAUUUUUAUUAAUUUUAUUAAUUGUUUAUUUUAUUUUUUUUAGGCCAAACGCACCAAGAAGGUAGGAAUCGUAGGUAAAUAUGGUACCCGAUAUGGUGCCUCCCUACGUAAGAUGGUCAAAAAAAUUGAAAUCACCCAGCACAGUAAAUAUACCUGCUCUUUCUGCGGCAAAGUAAGACCAUUUUAUUAUUAAUUUAAUACACUGACAAUGUUAAAAUUUUUUGAUCAAAAAUCUCUAUAAUUUGUCACUUUUUGUGUUUGGCAAAUAUUUUAAAAUUUGUUGACUAAAGUAAAUUACCACAUUCAUAUUGGUAGCUGUGUUUCCAUGAAAAUAUAUAAUAUUUUAUACCUUUAUGGAAAUAGUGAUCAGCAUUUUUAAAGUAUUUUUAAUCUUAUCUUUCAAGGGUUUAUUUCUAAUGAUUUACAAUGAUUAGGUAUUCAUAUUUAUUUGGUCAGAGGUGUUUUUUCCUCAUUACUAUUAUAAAUAUUUUGUCAAAUUAAUAUUUACCUAUAUUAUUUUUUUGUUUUCUAACAAGACUCGUAAGUUUAGUUUAGUGUUUUUAGUUUUCUGCAAAAACAGAUUCAAUUUUAUUAACCAUAUAUUUUAAUGUUUAUUUAUCUACUCUGGUUAUCUCGUAGGUAGAGCUCAUAAUUUCAUGCACUAAAUAACACACAUAUAAGCAAUAAGUAUAUAUUUGUAUACAAAUGCAUCUAAUCUAACCCUAAAUCCACUUAUUAUCACAUUAAACUAUCUUUUGAGAUUUGUUCUUUGUAAAUCUUAUGAUUUCUAUGUUGUUGAUCCUUACAAAAGUCUCAAUGUAAAAAAAAUGUAAAUGGAUUAUAUUUAUUGAAUGUACUAAGCUACAUUUAUGACUUAAACUUAAAAAAAUUAUUCACCACCUCAUACUUAUUAUACACACCAUAAACAAAGAGUUGAUCUGAAUAUGCCAAUAACACAUAAAGAAUUUGGUAAGAAAUCUGUUGUUAAUGUCAGUAUUUCUCUAUGUUUAGAACUUAAUAUCAAUUUGUUAUUAUUCUACAGCAAGUAUCAUUUUAAAAAAAUAUUUAAAUGUGUUAAAAUGAUCAAAUUGGUCUGUAAAUUUUAUUCCGAUAUUUAUUUUAAAUGUAUAUAUUUAAAAUAUGCUUUGUUUAUUAUUUUUUAUUGUUUUCUCUUUUUUUAUUUUCUACCUCUUACUAUUUUUCUUUGAGAUAAAAUUGUAAUUAAUUUUGUUACCGAACAGCUAUACCCGCCAUAAGCUACACCUUUAGGGCAACAUCUAAUAUUUAAAAUUUAAAUUUAUGUUAGGUAUGCUUUUCAAAAACUUUUUUUACAAUAAAUAUUGUUUAUGUACUAAAAACUGGCAAAAUAUGCUUUUAAAGUUCGGAAAUAUUCAAUUAGAUAUAUGCUUUACAUUUCUAAAAAUAUGAGAAAUAAAAAUCUUUUUCUUAAACAAAUUCAGGUUACUGAAAAAUUAAUUUUAGUUUUAUUUUAUUGAUUUUAAUUUGUAUAAAUUAUAAUUAUUUCACUUUUUAUAUAAUUAUUUCACAGUCUUCUCAUAUUAUUACUAAUUUGGCCUUUUUUUGAACCCCCCCUUAUCCUUCUUCACAUAAUGAUUUAGAUUACGAUAGGGUGGGAAGCAUUGCACUCGUAUACAAGUUUGUUAAAAUGAAAAUAAAUUUUAUAGGAUUGAUAGCAAUAUCUGUGCAGUUAGUGGUAGCCACAAUAUUGAUUUUGUGCUAGGUAUUGCCGUAAAACGUAUUAAAUCCAUACAAGCUUAUAGAAAUAAAAAUAAAUUGUAAUAAAUAAUAUUUUCGAUUUUUAAAUCAUGUUCAGGAAAAUAAAUAAGAAUUAAUAAUAAUUUUGUCAAUAUAUAUAAAAUAUAUGGGCUAUUAAUUCCAAAAAGUCUAUUGUAUUGAAAUGGAUUUGUAUCUUAGUAUGUUUUCCUAUCUGGUAAGAAAAAGUAUGAACUUAUGAGUUCUAAUUAUAACCUACUGUUUAUUUUUAAGAAAUUCAUAUUAUAAAUACUUAAUUUUUUUGUAAACUUAUUUUUAGGAAUCCAUGAAGAGGGCUUGUGUAGGAAUCUGGUCUUGCAAACGUUGCAGGCGAACCGUUGCUGGUGGAGCAUAUGUUUUUUCCACAACAGCUGCAACUACAGUAAGAUCCGCAAUCAGACGUUUGAGAGAAGUUAACGAUUUGUAAUUUCUGACAUUUGGUUAUUUUCUAAUAUAAGGACAUUUGAAAAAAAAAGUGUUAUAUUUGUUUAAUUUAACUUUUUUAAUCCUUUAAUUAAUUAUUAAAUUAACAAAUACUUAUCAAGUAAUAAAGUAAUAAUUAAUGGUUACAUAUUUUAUGGCACACAUCAAAAUUCCAUAGAUUACUUAGUUUGAAUUAAAUUACAUGUGAUUACUAUUUAUGUUGUUUGCAAAAAAAACCCUUUAAAUUCUAUUAUUUGUAAUGGAAGUUGGUACCUGUCAAAGAAAUCCUAAUGAUAUGCAGCAACUAAACUUUUUUUUUUGAUGUUUAAAUGAGUAUAUUUAGGUGUUUUUAAUUAAUAUGUAAAUUGAUUAAAAUUAUAUAAAAAUGAAAAAUUAAAUAUUCACAGAUUAUGGUGGUGAUAAGUUGAUUUACGAAGAAAACAUUAAAGUUUAUAAAACAAUAAUUAAAUCAAACAAUAAUCAUAAAUAUAGAUAAAAGUAUGAUGAAAAAUAUGGUUGAUCAAGAUAAUUUGAAGUUAUUAUGUAAUGAUUUUACAAAGAACAGUUAAUUUAUCUAGGUAAUGCUUAUAGUUAUUUAUUUUAUUUGAACGCACGGAUGGUGUCAAAUGAGUAAUUAUAAUAUUAUUAUACAUCUUGAUUCUCUGUGCAUAUAAAAGUAAAAUGUAGGCAAUAUUAUUUAGAAAUACAUUUGCAAUAACCAAAUAAGAAUUAAGUGGAAUAAACACGUUAUUAUUGGUUAAAAAUUAAAAGCUAGUUGUACAUAUAAAUAUGCAUUUGCUCAUAUACAUUUUAAAAUCCCUUUUUACAUAAGAAUAAAUGUGUAUUGGAUUUAAUUUGAUGACUAGCUGUUUC
Messenger RNA from Cinara cedri, 3375 nucleotides. The record is from the annotation of a GenBank genome assembly. NCBI's taxonomy places the organism in Eukaryota, Metazoa, Arthropoda, Insecta, Hemiptera, Aphididae.